AUGGACCGUCUGGUUAUUUGCGUGCUGCUGUGUGCAUUUCUGGUGAAGGGAUACAGCUGCCCGGGCCGCUGUAUCUGUCAGCACCUCUCACCCACUCUGACUUUGCUGUGUGCUAAGACGGGUCUGUUGUUCGUACCACCCACCAUCGACCGCAAGACCGUAGAGCUGCGACUCACAGACAAUUUCAUCACCGUCAUUCGUAGGAAGGACUUUUUCAACAUGACUAGUUUGGUCCACCUCACCUUGUCCCGGAACACCAUCAGCCAGAUCAUCCCCCACUCCUUUGUCGGCCUGCGGUCCCUGCGGGCGCUCCACAUGGAUGGAAACCGCCUGAGUGCAAUAAAGACUGACCAAUUUAAAGGCCUCAUCAACCUGCGGCACCUCAUCCUUGGAAACAACCAAAUCGCGGAGGUGGCCCCUACCUCCUUUGAUGAGUUUGUUUCCACCAUAGAGGACUUGGAUCUUUCCAGUAACAACCUGCGCACCCUCCCCUGGGAAGCCAUAGCCAGAAUGACCAACAUUAACACACUCACACUGGACCACAACCUGAUUGACCACAUUGGAGCUGGCACUUUCACAUUGCUCACCAAACUGGUUCGCCUGGACAUGACCUCGAACAGGCUGCAGAAACUGCCGCCAGACAGCUUAUUCCAGCAAGCAGAGGUCCUGUCUGACACCAAGGGCUCCAGCUUCUCUACGCUGGCAGUGAGCUUCGGUGGAAACCCUCUUCACUGUAACUGUGAGCUGCUGUGGCUGCGCAGGCUGACAAGAGAGGAUGAUCUGGAGACCUGUGCCUCGCCAGAGCACCUCAUGGACAAGUAUUUCUGGUCCAUCCAAGAAGAGGAGUUUAUCUGUGAGCCUCCGCUGAUCACCAAGUAUCUUUCCACUAAGCCUUAUGUGAUGGAAGGGCAGGGUGUGACUCUUAAAUGCAAAGCAGUGGGUGACCCAGACCCAGAUAUUCACUGGCGGUCACCAGACGGCAAGCUGGUGCAUAAUAACUCCCGCACCAUCCUGUAUGAUAACGGCACCCUUGAUAUUCUCAUCACCACGCUGAAGGACAGCGGUGCAUUUAAUUGUGUGGCAUCCAAUGCUGCAGGCAUCGCCACAGCGGCUGUUGAGAUCAACAUGAUCCCCUUACCCUUGUUUGUUAACAACACAGGCCACAUGCGUGAGGACCCCGGCCUCUCAGACAUCACCACCUCUUCUAAAUCUGGCAACGACACCAAAGGCUACGACAAGCAGGACAGGAGGGUGAUGGUCACCGAGCUGACCUCCUCCUCCACUGUGAUCCGUUGGCCUUCUGAGCGCCAUAUCCCCGGCAUCAGGAUGUACCAGAUUCAGUACAACAGCACGGCAGAUGAUACUUUGGUGUACAGAAUGAUCCCAUCUACCAGCAAGAACUUCUUAAUCAAUGAUCUGGCCGCAGGACGAGAGUAUGACCUUUGUGUGCUGGCGGUUUACGACGACGGCAUCACAUCAUUAACGGCCAUACGUGUGGUUGGCUGUGUGCAGUUCCAUACGGCCAGUGAGGUCAGCCAGUGCCGCUUCAUGCACAGCCAGUUUUUGGGAGGCACAAUGAUCAUCAUUAUCGGUGGUAUAAUUGUUGCUUCAGUGCUGGUGUUCAUUAUCAUCCUGAUGAUCCGUUACAAGGCCUACAGCGACCCAGAGGACAGCAAGACCAAGGUCAGUUCCAGCAUGCACUCGCAAACCAAUGGCAGCCAGCAGCGGCUUCAGCGCUCCGCCUCCAAGCAACUGUCUGAUGAGGGCCAGCGUGAAGCUCACGCACCCAAAGAAGUCAUGGCGCUGGUGCUGAGGGUGGAUAAUGAGAAGAAAGAGAAUCCAGCAGCCACCACUGCCAUCCUGGAGGUGGAGCUGCCGCCCAUGACUGUCGACAAGAUGCAGAGAAGAACCAGUCUGGAUGCACAGCGCUCUGGCCCCCCAUCUGAGGACACACAGACGGACAGUAGCCUGACGGGCUCCACCAUGUCCCUGUGUCUCAUAGGCCCCAACGCUGGCACCAAGGAGGCUCCCAGGCUCAAGGACAAGAAAAGUGCUCUGGCCAACAUGGGAUUGCUCCCUAAUGAGCUGGCACGAACUAGGCACAGAUUCUCAUUUGACGGAGGGGAUUACUCCAUUUUUCAGAGUCAUAGUUACCCACGCAGAGCGAGGACGAGGUGGCACAAGUCCACCAACCAGCUCAACAUGGAGUCAUCGCCGCUCGCCAACAGGAGAGUUACAUUCAGCAGCACUGAGUGGAUGCUUGAGAGCACAGUCUGA
Molecule: messenger RNA, 2277 nt
Organism: Cyclopterus lumpus (lumpfish)
Lineage: Eukaryota; Metazoa; Chordata; Actinopteri; Perciformes; Cyclopteridae
Gene: lrfn1
Product: leucine rich repeat and fibronectin type III domain containing 1
Exons: 2
Coding region: 1-2277 (758 amino acids)
Molecular function (GO): protein binding
Source: RefSeq, a predicted model, not a curated record